Penicillium crustosum is the source of this 1542-nucleotide messenger RNA. Its product is annotated as sugar porter family MFS transporter. Gene Ontology annotation, molecular function: carbohydrate:proton symporter activity. The transcript is spliced from 4 exons. Lineage: Eukaryota; Fungi; Ascomycota; Eurotiomycetes; Eurotiales; Aspergillaceae. Gene Ontology annotation, cellular component: plasma membrane. The record is from RefSeq and is a predicted model, not a curated record. Gene Ontology annotation, biological process: carbohydrate transport; transmembrane transport. Bases 1 to 1542 code for a protein of 513 amino acids.
AUGGGUAUUCUCGUCUCUAUGGGCGGUUUUCUCUUCGGUUAUGACACUGGUCAAAUCUCCGGCUUCUUGGAGAUGGAAAACUUCCUUGAGCGAUAUGGUGAACUUCAAUCAGAUGGGACUUACCAUUUCAGUAAUGUCCGCUCGGGUCUCAUUGUUGCCUUGUUGUCAAUUGGCACUCUGAUAGGCGCUUUAAUUGCAGCGCCGAUCGCUGACCGCUUCGGACGAAAGUGGUGUAUCAGUUGGUGGUCUCUGAUGGUGUGUAUUGGAAUCACCAUUCAGAUAUCAUCACCAUUUGGCAAGUGGUACCAGGUCGCCAUGGGUCGUUGGGUCGCCGGACUCGGUGUUGGUGCCGUCUCUCUCCUGGUACCUAUGUAUCAAGCAGAAUCAGGGCCGAGACACAUUCGAGGAUCGCUGAUUAGUACAUAUCAGCUAUUCAUUACACUUGGAAUCUUCGUUGCCAACUGUAUAAAUUUUGGAACGGAAGCUCGCCCCGACACCGGUUCAUGGCGUAUCCCUAUGGGUAUCACGUAUAUUUGGGCCGCCAUCCUUGGUGUUGGCAUGAUGUUCUUCCCUGAAAGUCCACGCUACGACUACCGCCACGGAAACGUGGAGAAAGCUAUGAACACACUUUCCAAGGUUUAUGGUAUCCCUCGUAACCACCGCGCUCUCCACAUCGAGUUCGAUGAAAUCAGACAGAAACACGAGGAAGAGCAACGCAACGGGAAGGUGACUUGGAUGCAGAUGUUCCGUGCUCCGACAAUGGCGUACCGGAUCGCUGUUGGCGUCGCCCUGCAAGCUCUCCAGCAACUGACAGGUGCUAAUUACUUCUUCUAUUAUGGAACAACGAUCUUCAAGGGCGCUGGAAUCCAGAACAGUUAUGUCACGCAGAUGAUUCUAGGCGGAGUCAACUUUGGAACAACAUUCCUUGGUCUCUAUCUAAUUGAGCACUGGGGCCGACGCCGUUCUCUCAUAACCGGCGCGCUAUGGAUGUUCGUCUGCUUCAUGAUCUUUGCAUCAGUGGGCCAUUUCUCCCUCGAUCACGAGUUCCCUGAGAGAACAAAAACUGCCGGCGUGGUUAUGGUUGUUUUUGCCUGCCUUUUCAUUCUUGGCUUUGCCAGUACCUGGGGUCCCAUGGUGUGGACGAUCAUCGCCGAGCUAUACCCUUCGCAAUACCGUGCCCAAGCCAUGUCUCUGGCGACUGCAUCCAACUGGCUCUGGAACUUCCUCCUUGCCUUCUUCACUCCCUUCAUUACCGGCGCCAUUGACUUCCGCUUUGGGUAUGUCUUUGCCGGGUGCCUUUUCCUUGCUGCGGGUCUGGUUUGCUUCGCUGUUAUGGAGGGACAGGGCCGUACUCUGGAGGAGAUCGAUACUAUGUACCGGAUGAAGGUGAAGCCGUGGAAAAGUUCGAAGUUCCAGUUCCCUGCUGAACCAAGCGUUAUCCGGGGCUCGUUUGAUAAGGACGCUCCUCGCUCGUCUCAUGUUGCUGAUCCUACUACCGAGCUACGGGAAGAUGGGUCUUGGGGGGCUGAGACACGCGCGUAA